Aspergillus clavatus NRRL 1 is the source of this 1680-nucleotide messenger RNA. Its product is annotated as cytochrome P450. The record is from RefSeq and is a predicted model, not a curated record. Gene Ontology annotation, molecular function: heme binding; oxidoreductase activity, acting on paired donors, with incorporation or reduction of molecular oxygen; iron ion binding. The transcript is spliced from 7 exons. Lineage: Eukaryota; Fungi; Ascomycota; Eurotiomycetes; Eurotiales; Aspergillaceae. The coding region runs from base 1 to 1680 and encodes 559 amino acids.
AUGUCUGUCAUGAACGACACCGACACUUUGGCCAGUGUCCUGCCCUUGGACACGAUUUCAUCGUCCUUAGGUCUUGCUGCUGUGGCCAAAGCCAGCUCGCCUUCCUUGUGGGCAAUCACUGUGCUUGCCGGAGUGACCGUCUUUGCCUGGUUCAGAAGAACAUGGACUGACGCGCAUGGACACAAGAUCCCCAAGGGUCCUCGGGGACUUCCUAUUUUUGGCUCCUUCUAUUCUCUCACCAGAUUUCCGGAGUUGACUCUGGACUACUGGGCUAAGAAAUUCGGAGACCUGUACUCCAUCUGGCUCGGGAAUCAGCUCUUUGUGAUUGUGUCCGAUCCCCAUGUUGCCAAGGAUCUCAUGGUCACCAAUGGCAAUGUGUUCUCGUCCCGCAAAGAAAUGUUCAUCAAGAGUCAAAAUGUCUUCGCUGGCAGAGGAAUCACCGCUACUCCGUACAAUGACCGGUGGCGUAAACACCGUCGUAUCGCAACCACAUGGCUGAACCAACGCGCCGUCGACGGCUAUUCUCCUGUUCUGGACCGCGAGUCUAUGUCGUUGGUGAAGGCCUUGUUUGUGGAGAGCAAGGGUGGACUGGUCCCCAUCAAUCCUCAGGUAUUUUCGAUUCAGUUCUCUAUUUGCAAUGUCACUUACUCAUGGCCCAAGCCUCAUGCUGGACGUUGCUCGUUGAAUAACAUGACGACUAUCACUUUCGGCUUUCGAACGGACAGUAUCGAACACCCUCUUGUCAAGCAAGCUUUGAAGCUCAGUCGUGAGUUCAUGAACUGCACUGGUCCCAUGUCCAAUCUGGUGGAUUUCGUUCCUCUUCUUCAAUAUCUCCCCACUCCAAUGCUCAGACGCGGCAAGAAGCUCCACAAGGGCUUGGUUGACACCUAUGGUGGCUUCAUCAAAGAAGCCGAGCGAAAGAUGCUCAGAGGAGAGAAGGUCACAGACUGCUUAGCAAAGACAAUGAUUGAGUUGCGCCACAAGGAAGAUCUAGAUGACUUGGACAUGGCCAUUCUCGCCUCGGCUUUCAUGAUUGGCGGUGUUGAAACGACUGCCGCUAUCAUGCAAUGGUUCUCUGCUCUUAUUCCAGCCUACCCUGAGAUUCAGAAGAAGGCUCAGGCGGAACUCGAUCGCGUCGUAGGACGUGACCGUCUGCCCACAAUUGAGGACGAGAAGAACCUCCCCUACUGCCACGCCAUCGUCAAGGAAGUCGAGCGAGUCCAUAACCCAUUCUGGCUUGGAACCCCCCACGUCGCUAGUGAGGAUUUUGUCUACCGAGGACAGUACAUCCCCAAGGAUACCGUUGUCGUUCUGAACACAUGGACCAUGCACUAUGAUCCUGUCCGCCAUGCCAAUCCUGAAAAGUUCAAUCCUGAUCGCUACAUUCGCGACCACUUGACCUCCGCUGAGAGUGCCAAUCUGGCCGACCCCAUGGAACGUGACCACUGGAUGUUUGGUGCCGGUCGUCGUAUCUGCCCUGGAAUGAUCGUCGCCGAGCGUGAGAUCUGGCUUACCAUCUCCCGCAUGCUCUGGGCUUUCGAUAUGCAUGAGAUCCCUGGAGAGCCCAUCGACCUGAAAGAAUACGAUGGCCUCUCGGGACGCUCACCCGUGCCGUUCCGCAUUGGAUUGAAGCCUCGUCAUGAGAAUGUGGCGAAGAUUUUGGAAAGCGUUGAGAUCUAA